CGCCAUGGAUAUCGGAUCUGUGGCACUGACUCUUCGUUCCCAGUGAUCAUGGUUCUAUCAUCUCAUAAAGCUGGUCCUGAGCGUCCUAUAGAUGACUGAGGACCGUUUGUUUUGUGACUCCGAAGUCUCAUUACUAUCAUGCUAUCGGAGGAAGAUAAAACCACAGAGACGAUUUCCCUUUCGACGGCAGAGAGUGACGAGGGACUUCUUGCUCGUCUUGGAUAUAAACAAGAGCUCAAGAGACACUUCAAACCGCUAGAAAUUUUCGGAUUUGCUUUCGGCCUUAUUGGGAUCGUGCCUUCCUUCUCAUCUGUGCUAAUUUUCUCCAUCCCCAAUGGAGGCGCUUUUGCGAUGGUCUGGGGAUGGACUGUCUGUUCGAUAUUCAUUGCUACAAUUACCCUCGCCAUUGGAGACAUAGCGUCUGCAGCGCCAACAUCUGGUGGACUUUAUUACUGGACGUUUAUGUUCUCGUUGGAGAAAUGGCGUGGCUUUUUAUGUUGGAUCGUAGGGUAUUCCAACACUAUCAGUAAUGUGGCUAGUAAUACAAGUAUUAGCUGGGGAUGUGCCAUACAAAUUAUGGCGGCAGUCAGUAUUGGGUCCGACCUCAAAUUUCGGGCGACUAUGCCUCAAACCUUCGGUUUAUACUGCGCCCUCAUCCUUGGUCAUUGCCUGAUAUGCACCCUCAACUCGAGUAUUAUGGCUAGAUUGCAAACGGCUGUAGUGAUAAUUAAUGUUCUGUUGUUCUGCGUAGUUAUCAUAGGCCUUCCAGUGGCAACUCCCGAGGAAUUCAGAAACGAUGCAAAAUUUGCUUUUGAGGACUUUACCAACGUAUCUGGAUGGCCGAAUGGAUUCGCGUUUAUCCUUAGCUUUUUAACCCCCUUAUGGGGUGCUGGAUGCUAUGAUGCUCCCGUCCAUAUGAGUGAGGAAGCAGCCAAUGCUAGCAUAGCCGUUCCAAUGACUAUAAUUUGCUCCAUCUUCUCUGCUACCGUCUUCGGCUGGGCAAUGAAUAUCGCGCUAGUCUUCUGUAUGGGUCAAGAUUACCAAAGUAUCAUUGAUAGUCCCAUCGGUCAGCCCAUGGCCACGAUAUUGUUCAAUUCCUUCGGGAAGACCGGCACUCUUGUCGUGUGGUCGUUCGUCAUCUUGACACAGUUUGCCAUGGGUACGAAUCAAACGAUGACAGCCUCGAGAUCUUUGCCUUCUCUCAAGACGGAGGUCUCCCGCUGUCCCGGUAGCAAUGCCAUUGGAGCGAUCUUCUUACUCUCCGUGACUGCCCAAUACCUAUCAUUUUGUAUCCCGUUGUCAGCGAGGUUUCUUGGAGGCAAGAGAAUCAAGCCAGGUCCUUUUCGGUUAGGUCCUUUGAGUCUCCCAAUUACUGCGGUUGCCGUCGCCUGGAUGACUUUCAUGGCUGUCGUGUUUAUGUUUCCUGCUACUCCUUCUCCCGGAGUAGGUAACAUGAACUAUGCUGUCGUAGUACAAGGCGGUGUUUUGAUACUUGCGAUCGUCUAUUUUUACUUUCCGAAAUAUGGCGGGAGAAAUUGGUUCACGGGACCGAUAUCGACGGUCGAAGUGCCUGCGUUACAAGUUGAGAAUGAUGUAGCUGAAAAAGAGUAGGAUGCCAGUGGGUGUGGUCCGGAUUGCGUAGACCACUCAGUAGAUCAUUUUUCGUGCACUAACCGCGGUACAUGCGUAGUUUGAUAUAUUGCCUGUGACUAAUGCAUAGAUGCAGAUAUCCUUUUGCAGAUCAGCUAGCAAAAGCCAUGAUUAUUACCCGGCUAAGCUUCACCUUUU
Desarmillaria tabescens is the source of this 1788-nucleotide messenger RNA. RefSeq names its product APC amino acid permease. Gene Ontology annotation, biological process: transmembrane transport. The record is from RefSeq and is a predicted model, not a curated record. Lineage: Eukaryota; Fungi; Basidiomycota; Agaricomycetes; Agaricales; Physalacriaceae. The coding region runs from base 139 to 1611 and encodes 490 amino acids. The transcript has 17 exons. Gene Ontology annotation, molecular function: transmembrane transporter activity. Gene Ontology annotation, cellular component: membrane.